This is a messenger RNA of Strigops habroptila (Kakapo), 2969 nucleotides long. It is a transcript of the gene NOPCHAP1, whose product is annotated as chromosome 3 C12orf45 homolog. Gene Ontology annotation, molecular function: box C/D methylation guide snoRNP complex binding. Gene Ontology annotation, biological process: box C/D snoRNP assembly. Lineage: Eukaryota; Metazoa; Chordata; Aves; Psittaciformes; Psittacidae. The transcript has 4 exons. The record is from RefSeq and is a predicted model, not a curated record. Bases 44 to 511 code for a protein of 155 amino acids.
GGCCAGGCUCCCGGCCCGCAGCCGCUUCCGGUUGUGUCGGGGCAUGGCGGGGGACGGCGGCGCGGCCGCCUCACGGGAGCUGCUGGCCGUGGGGCUCCGAGGAGGGCUGGAAGAGACUUUGUUGAUUAGAUCAAAAUGCAGCAGCAAGGAGGCUACAACCUUACAGACAGUGAGGAUGCCGAGGAGUAACCUUUUGGACCGAGUACAGAGCUUUUUACCACAGAUGGCCCAUGCAAAUGAUGAGCUAAGAAGAAAAAUGGUUACAGCACCAGCUCAUCAGUUUGAUAUUGAAAAUCUAGACAGUGCAACAGAAAAAGUUAUAGAAAUGAAUGUGGCUGUAGUUGAACUGAGUGAUUCUGAUACAGAUGAAGAGAUACUAACUUCAGAAGAUGACUCGGAAUCUGAAGAUGACUGUAUAGCAGGCGAAGUGACAAUAGACAACAUUAAGCUUCCGAAACAAAAGGGAGAAAAGGGCAAAAUAGAAAUUUUGGAUAGCAAAGUGAACGAGUAAAUCUAUUUUAUUUUACUAAAAAUAAAUUAAAAAACCAAACCAAACUCAACAAAAACCCCAAAUCAGGUUUUCUUACUUUGAAGACUUGGCCCUUGAAAGCACCUUGUUUCCCAAUGUAGUAUCCAUCAAGAUCAUGUGAAAUGCUGUAAUUUAGAUGGUGGGCAAUUCAGGAUCCACUCAUGACUGAGGCAGGCUGGAUUUCUAAAGAAUUAAGUACGGUUUUAUUAAUCAAGCAACAUGGAUAAUAAACUUCAUAGUAGGUUAGACUAAGAAAGCAGCUAGAAUUUGGGGCACUUGGAACUAGUUAAGUUAAAAUUGUUCUGUUGCUUUGUUGAAGAAAGGUUGUUGAAAGAAGAUUUUUGUAGUGUGCUGGAAGAGGUUUUUGCUUCAAGGGCAGGGAAGAGACAACUAAGAAAAAAGCUUUGUUUUUUAUAUCCCAUGUCCUUUGAAGUGUUAUGCACAAAGUCUUCAAUAUUAAACAGUAUCUUGAAGUGCGUUAGAGGUAUGUCUACAUUGCGUUCACAGCAAUAACUGUUGAACAUUAAAGCAGCGGCUCAGUGUUUCAAGAUGAGCUAGCAUGGGUAAGGACAGCCAUGGCUCUAAAGAGAGGUCAGCAAAGGAUUACUUACCAUGUCUGCCUGCGCUAAAGUCCCUGUCGUUACAGGUAGGCUACUAGCUCCUAUCUGGAACAUUUGUGGCUGUUGUGCAGAUACCCUCAGUACUUAAACAGUCAAGUCUGCCGCUGUGGUAUUCCAAUUGCUUUAAGCUACGUUUUUUGUCUCCCACUUUCCCCGCCAUAUUUCUGUCCUCUCCAUUUUAUUAAGAACUGUCACUGCCAGAAGAAUAGAAAGCUGAAUUUUCAGCUGGCCUGUACUUAGGUGAGCUUAAAACAAUUGUGAAACCAAAAUCAGUGAAAGUAUGUCUCAUUCAUACUUAACCUCAGAUUGAUCGGAUACAAUUAUUUGGGCUGUUAUAUUUACAACAUAAAUCAGUUUGCAUUUCAGAAGUAUCUGUUGUGCUCCUGGAUGUCAUUGUUUGUUUCUUAAAGGAACUUUUUAUUCUCUACACCAUUAAAGUUUUCUAUAUUGUAUUCCUCAAAUGUUAAACUUGAUGUCAUGACUUGAAACCUGCAAUUAUUUACAAUUUACUUCGACUCCCAUUCUCAAAGCUAUAGUUCUAAUAUCUGUUUCUAUAAUACUUGUGAUAAGAAAUAACAAGGAUUCUGAUCUUUCUUUCACAGUAUGACUUCUUAAAAAUAGAACAGGGGCAUGAUUUACUGGGAUUAACCAAUUAAACCACAACAUAUAAGUGAAGGAUGGGAAUCAGAAAAUGGGACUGCUACUUUAAAUGGCACACCCACAGAUCAGGAUAAGCUUUGGGUGAAAUUGCACUCCUAGAAGGGCAAGUGGUCUUAGUAGGCUUAGUUUGCUAGAUAAGGUCUCAAUCUAUGGAAAAUUUCCUUCAAACUGAAAAAGUUUGAAAGCGAACAUCUUAACUCAGUCAUUUUACAAGGGAUUUUCCCAUAGGCAGAAAGAAAAAAACCCCAAGCAAAGCCACAACAAUCGUGAAAUACAAAGUAAUAAUCAUGCUGUAUGAAUCAGUGGUAGGAGUCCAUGUGAGCAGACAAAGUGAUUUUAAUCUGGUAAUGUAAUCAUCUUUCAAAUUGCAGGCAAAAUCACACAUUCAUAUCAACAAAAAGAUAGAAAAUAUUUUCAGUAACUUGAGCUUGAUAUGCAUAGUUUAACGCCAAUGUUGAACUCUGUAUGUACUAUACAAAGAUCAGAGUAAGUGCACUUUCUUGCAUUGAUUUACAUCUUAUGGCACGAAGGUUUUCUGUACUGCUGAAGAAUCACCAGAGCAGAAUGUUUAGUUGCUACUGUAAAACUUGAACUGGUUUAUCACAAAAAUGGCAUAAUCAGUAUAUUUUAGUUCAAGCCUAAUAACUAAGGAUUUAAAAUGAUUGUGUAAAUAUGUUCACACAAAUAAGAAAUAGGGAUGAAAGAAUUCUUCAGUUGGAUUUAAAGAAAUAAACCAUGUUCUUGGUAUUUUGGGGGGGGAUUGCGCUAACAACUGCUGCUGCAUAAUUUAAAUAAAUACAGGUUGGUUUCCAAAUGCUUUAUCUGUCAGCGAGACUAAAAUUUAGACCUGAUUUAUAGAAACUUCUCCAUGGAAUGGGUUUUAUUUUGUUGGGGUUUUUUAGUUACAGCGCUGCAGAUGGCCUAUCUUAGGCAAGAUAUUAAGUGCUUCAUGAAGGUUCAAACUCUGCUGAACGUUUACUUUCCAGGUGAAGCCGUUACUUCAAUAUUCCACAGUGAUGGCUUUGGUUCUAAGAUAUUCAUGAAGAGCUUCUUCACCUGUACGAGCACAAUAUUCACCAGUUAGUAUAGCAGCUCAGUGAGAGAAUGUUGUCAGUGACUGUAACUGUAUUAAGAAAAAUAAUAAAAUGAUUUAGCCAGUA